Molecule: messenger RNA, 4754 nt
Organism: Saccostrea cuccullata (small rock oyster)
Lineage: Eukaryota; Metazoa; Mollusca; Bivalvia; Ostreida; Ostreidae
Exons: 28
Biological process (GO): response to oxidative stress
Molecular function (GO): heme binding; peroxidase activity
Source: RefSeq, a predicted model, not a curated record
AACACGAAUUUUACAUCACGCGCUUCCUGUGCAACUACGACACCCUAAAAAACGCUUUCUCCAACAACCGCGCUAGCGAACAGACGAUAGAAUGGCGGGCUGGGGUUGGACGUUUCUUGCUCUGUUGAUGAUGAAUAAUUUCCAUCAACAAGCAACAGAAGAAACGGUACGUGAGAAACGCCAAAUUUCGUACCCCAUGAUUUACAAAACUGUGCAGGAUGCUAUAGAAGAAGCCAACAGUGAACUGACGUUACAAAAACAGAUAGACAGAUACAUGAUGGAUAUAGGUGUCGAUCAUCAUGAAAGAGAUGGGGGUGUGAGUUUCAUCUCUCACCUUGGCCGUUUCUUGUACACUAAAAAUGCCGAGAAGGUCAACACCUUGUCAGACAAGGCCUGGGUAACUGUGGCAGCCACUAAAAAACUUCUCAGACGCACUGGUAUGACACUCCCACAACUUAAGAAUCAUCCUGGUUUUGUGGAAGCUUGGAGAAGGCAGGUGUCACAGUCAUGUCCAUUUGUAGAGCCGAAGUGUGACCCCACUGUAAUCUACCGAACCGCAGACGGCUCCUGUAAUAACCUCAACGACUCGUCUGUCGGUGCUGCCUAUACCAGGCAGAGGAGAAUGAUGGAUAACGCUUAUGAAGACGGAAUCAAUCAACCAAGACAAACCAGCGUUACUGGAUGUUCUCUACCAAGUCCGCGUUUGAUCAGUAAUGUUAUCCAUAAAUCUGGUCACUGUUCCCUUCCUAGCAGGCGAUUCACUGUUUUAGCUAUGCAAUUUGGACAAUUCAUUGAACAUGACGUCAUUUCAACUCCUCUUCAACGAGGGUUUAAUAGCUCGGAUAUUAUGUGUUGUGGAAUUCCAGACGACAUUUUACAGAAAAGAUCCCAGUGUUACCCUAUAGAUAUACCUUCUGGGGAUCCUCGAUUUAAAGAGCACUGUAUGUCAUUUGUACGGGCAACUCCAGGACUGGAGAAAAACUGUGAUGCAGGAGUCAGAUCACCUAUGAAUCAAGCCACAUCUUACCUGGACGGGUCCCAGAUUUAUGGCGUGGAUGCUGACGAGCAACUUAAACUUAGAGCUGGUGUCGGAGGUUUAAUGAAGAUGACACCAUUCUCCUAACAAACAACAAAACCCCAUACGGAAGAAGCGAUUUGUAUUCAGGAAGAACCCGGAGAUUACUGUUUUGGCACGGGCGAUUUUAGAGUAAAUCACGUUCCCGGUUUGACUGUUCUGCAUACAAUAUUCCUAAGACAACAUAACAGAAUAGCAACUGGAUUAGCCCUCUUGAACCUACACUGGGAUGACGAAAGAAUUUUUCAGGAGACACGUAAAAUAAUUAUUGGAUGUCUCCAGCACAUUGUAUAUAACCAUCUCCUGCCAACAAUUCUACGAAAAGAAGACAUGGAUAGGUACGGCCUAUGGUCCACCGACUACGGUUAUAGUCAUGUGUACGAUCCUUCUGAGGAUGUCUCUAUAAUGAUGGGAUUUUCAGCCGCAGCCAUGAGGUUCCCUCACACAAGAAUUCCAAACGUUCAGUCCAUGGUUAACAAAGACUACACAAUUAGGCACGAUGCCCCUAUAUUUGAAACCUUUGACAAACCAAAAUUUGUCUUACAAAACCUUGGAAAGGCUCUUGCUGAUUUUGGAAGAUGGCUGAUUUCAUUUCCAGUUAUGGAAGAUGAUCGUUUUGUGGAGGAUGGAGUUAGGGAUUUCCUAUUCUUGGAUAAUAAAGGGGAAAGUUUUGACCUUGUCGCUCUUAACAUUCAGCGUGCCAGGGAGCAAGGUAUUCCUCCUUACAACCACUGGAGACGACUUUGUGGUUUGAAGCCUGCCUUGUACUUCUCCAACAGUCCAGGAGGUCUAGUUGAUCAUGAACCCGAAGUCGUCAAACUUUUAUCCCAAGUUUACAAGCACCCAGACGAUAUUGACCUCUUUAGCGGAGGAAUAUCUGAAAAAAUCCCAGUUGGUGCAGCCACCGGACCUACUUUUGCUUGUAUCAUUGCAACGCAAUUUAAAAAUAUCAAAGUUGGUGACAGAUUCUGGUAUGAAAACUACAAUCCUUACACUGGCUUUACUCUAAGUCAAUUAAACGAAAUUAAAAAGACAUCUUUAGCUAAACUCAUAUGUGAGAACCUUGAUAUUCAGUACAUCCAGCGAGAUCCACUGUCUUUUGUAUCAGAGAGAAAUCCCAGGGUCCCUUGCAAGUCACUUCCGGGCAUUGAUCUUCAGUUCUGGCAGGAAAAAAUGAAAGGUAUUAUUAGAAAAGAUUAUUAUGACGUCGAGCGGGGGAAACAGUGUGUAGCCAACUGUAGCUACAACAAAUCCGACACAGUUUUUGAGGUAGACAUUUACACAAUUAUUAAUGGGCUUAAAACUGACCCUUGUCGUGGACAUGUUCAUGUCACCUGGGAAUUUUCUGUGAUCACAGCCCUCGCAGGUUUAUUUAAGGUCAUGGAGACCUAUUUUCCGGUAGUGGUGGCCAUUUUGGUUACUUUAAGGGCUGUCUCAGAAGUGGAGAGUACGCAUGCUUAUGACACGCUUCUCUCUACUUCUGAUAUGAUAAAGAAGUGCAUAGAUAAAGCUGUAAGAGAUGUCAAAAAACAGAAAGCGCUUGAGAAGAAAUUCUACCUACAAGGCAACGACUGUUUUCCUGAAAAUGGGGCUUUCAGUUGGCAUCAUUCCAAAUUUAUGGGAAUUGAGGAUCCGGACAAAAUACAGCUGCUGAACAAAAAAGCUUCCAUUGUCUUGAGAGCCAUCAAAUAUUUUGAACAAAUGUCUGGCAUCUCGCUCGAGGAGCUAAAAGGAGACAAUGGACUCAAAAAGAUUUGGCAAAAAGCUAUAUCUCCACAUUGUAACUGUCCAAAGCCAAAGUGUAAUAAUCGUGCUCACUAUCGUACGGCGGAUGGCACGUGCAAUAACGUGAAAAAUCCUAAAUGGGGAUCCUCCUUUAUCCCUCAGUUUAGAUAUCUCCCACCAGCCUAUCAUGAUGGUGUAAACAGACCUCGUCUAAAAAGUGUCUCUGAGGACUUAUUACCGAGCGCACGUCAUAUAAGUAACGUCAUUCACAGCGCCGAGAAAUGCCAGUCCUCGGACCGAUUCCUUACCAUGAUGUUCAUGUCAUGGGGACAGUUUCUGGAUCAUGACUUUAUAGGAACGCCCAUGACGAAAGGAUUCAAUGAUUCCACUAUUUUGUGUUGCAAACUAAGUCCAACUACGCUAGUCCAGAGGGAAUCUUGUUUUCCAAUCAAAAUUCCUAGUGAUGACCCUUACUUCAAAUACCAGUGCAUGGAGUUUGUUCGGUCAUCAGCGGCUCCACUUGAUAACUGUGUACCAGAAUGGAGAAACCAGAUAAACCAACACACAUCCUUCGUGGAUGGUUCAAUGGUGUAUGGCGCUUCAGUCAAGGAGGCCAGAUCGUUACGCACCGGAUAUGACGGUCUCUUAAAGGUUACAAUUGAUGGAAUGUUACCUAAAGCAAAGAAGAGUGAAUGUAUAAUGCAGAAAAGGUCUGACUACUGCUUCCAGGCAGGAGAUAAAAGAAAUAUGGUUGUACCAUCUUUGACAUACCUGCAUUUAUUAUUCGUCCGUGAACAUAACCGAAUAACAAGUGAGCUAUCAGCAAUUAAUCCACACUGGAGCGAUGAGACCCUAUAUCAACAGACGAGGAAGAUAGUCAUCGCCAUUAUACAACACAUCACAUAUAAAGAAUAUUUAACCUUCCUCCUUCCCAAAGACAUACGUACAAAGUAUGGUCUUACACCAAAAAUAGAGGGUCAUAGUACAGUAUAUAACCCAAAAGUAAAUCCCUCAAUAUCAAAUGUAUUUGGAGUAGCAGCUUUCCGCUUCGGCCACUCACAAAUCCCGAACCAUCAGGUACUAUUUUCAACAACCCAUACGCCCAUUCAGGUCAAACCUAUUGAGAAAACUUUUAAUCGACCUUUCCUGACCUUAAGCCAUAAUAGAAAUGGGAGGGGGUAUGACGGAGUUGGUCGAUGGUUGGUCAAUGAUUUCAUGUCUCCAAAUGACAAAUGUUUAGAAGAUGGUGUAAGAAACAAGUUGUUUUUAGAUAAAGAAUAUAAGAGUUUUGAUUUAGCGGCACUGAAUAUUCAAAGAGGACGCGACCACGGAAUUCCUAGUUAUAAUGCAUGGAGAAAAUUUUGUGGUUUGAAACCCGUCGUUCAUUUUGGAUCUGGUCCAGGUGGAAUGGUUGACCAUGAUGAGGAGGAUGCUGAAAUAUUUCACUCGUUGUACAGACAUCCUGAUGACAUGGAUCUAUAUCCUGCAGCUAUGUCAGAGCGCCAUCUACCUGGAGGACUCCUCGGGCCAACGUUUUCCUGUUUAGUAGCAAAACAGUUCAAUCAGUUAAAAACCGGUGAUAGGUUUUGGUAUGAAAACGAAUUCCUAUCAAUUGGAUUCAAUAGAGCCCAGUUGAAUGAAAUUAAGAAGAUAAAACUCUCACGAGUUGUGUGUGAUAAUACAGAAAUCAAGGAAGUCCAGAAGUUUGUUUUUACACCGCCCAGCAUACAUAAUGAAUUGUACCCAUGUAUGGAUCGACGAUAUUCAAUAAACUUGGAACUGUGGCGGGAAAUACCGAAAGGAUCACGUGGUUACAGUGCUCGACGGAGUUUUCAUCAUUUCAUUAAUUUAUCCUAGCAUUGCAUCCAAAAAUUGUUAAGGGUUUAGAAUUUUGUUAUUUAUAUUUAUUUAUUAUCUUAGUUUAAAUAAAACAAAUUCGUAUUUUGUGCAUUUU